AUGUGUUACGUGCUUUAAACGAGCCUUUUGUUUUCAUAUGUCACAAUUUAUCUGUGGUUUUUUUGACAGGAAGUAAUCGUGAUAAUUGUUUAAAAUAAUGAGCGAUUUCCUAGCAGCCAACAAUGUCUGUGGACAAAAUUUAUUGCGAUUGGUAUCUCGCGGAAAUGCUAUCAUAGCUGAAUUAAUGCGGUUGAAAGAUUAUGUACCACCCGUUUUUAGCUUGGAUUCAAAGCAAUCAGUACAGAAGUAUGGAUCAAUCAUAAUUGAUUUUGCAUAUUUCAAGGCAGCUAGUGUUUAUGAGCAAAAAAUAGAAGAUGAUUCUGUACUUCAAGAAACAGAUGAGGAGCUACGAAAUAAUUUCUCAGACAUACUUACAAGAUUUUACUUAGCUUUUGAAAGUAUACACAAGUAUGUUACAGAUUUAAACUUUUAUAUCGAUGAAUUGGGAGAUGGAGUUUACAUACAUCAAUCACUAGACUCUAUUAUGUUCAACGAAGAAGGAAAGCAAUUAAUGUGUGAAGCUGUAUAUCUAUAUGGAGUCAUGCUUUUGUUGGUUGAUUAUCAUUUUGAAGGACGAAUUCGUGAAAGGCUACUUGUGUCUUAUUAUCGAUACAAUGCACAGAGAUCUUCCUCCACUAGAGUGGAUGAUGUUUGUAUGCUACUUCGUUCGACAGGAUAUGUGAGAACAUUGUCCAAAAGACCAACUAAUUAUCCCGAAGAAUAUUUCAAGAGGGUACCUUUACGAGAUUUUCUAAUAGAUCUUGUUAUCGGUCGAUUGCGUUCGGACGAGAUUUAUAAUCAGACCCUUGCUUUCCCACAUCCCGAACACCGAAGUACCGCUGUUGCCACGCAAGCAUCCAUGUUAGUCAUAAUAUUGUCAUUUAAACCGACUGUACUUCACACGCAAACUGCUAUUAUGAGGGAAAUAGUGGACAGAUUUUUCCCCGACAACUGGGUAAUUAGUAUUUAUAUGGGAACAGUGAUCAACUUAUGCGAUUGGUGGUCUCCAUACAAAGCUGCGCGAACAGCAUUGAAUAAUACGCUCGAGAAUUCUAACGUGAAAGGAAUUGCGCAAAAAUAUGGAGUAAAGAUGGAUAAACUGAUACAAGAGACCGACGAAGUGCAGAAGGCAGGCACAUUGGACGAGAAUGCGACUGGUUCUUUGGUCAAAUUAAUGAGGGAGUCUAAUGUUACCCUGCACUGGAUCCUUCUACACACAACUAUACCCACCAUAACCCUGGAGGAUUCGAAACGUUCGCGUAUUUUGCGCCAGUCGGUUAUAAGCGAGAGCAAGUAUACCACAGCGAAUUGUCUACGAUUAUUACUGAGCACUGCUCAAAUUGAACAGGAUGUCAAACAGAUGUAUAAAGAUUUACUGCUUGGGAAAGAAGCCAAGUGGCUCCGAGAUAAAGGAACAUGCGUCGAACGUAUAACUGAUCUCGCACAAAUUUUCGGAGGCACUAAACCACUGGAUGGUAUCGAUAAAAACCAGAAUCUUUAUUCGUGGUUCAUGGAAAUCAGUAAGCAUAUUGAUUCGCUGAAGCAGGAGGACGGGAGAAAGAUAGUGCAACUGUUGCAAGCGUUGGAACAGGUUCAAGAAUUUCAUCAGUUAGAAAAUAAUCUGCACAUUUCGCAGUAUCUGGCUGACACUCGCGAGACUCUGCACAAUAUGUUGCGAACAGGCAGCAUAUCUGAAGACGUUAUGAUAAGCUUAAACAUUGUGACGGAUUGUUGCUACGCGUGGAACAUUAUGGAAUCUUUCAUCGACGUGAUGCAGGAGAGCAUUAAGGAAAAUCCACCGAUGGUCAUCAAACUGAAGGCUCUCUUUCUCAAAAUGGCUUCAGCACUAGAAACUCCAUUGUUGAGGGUAAAUCAAGCGCGAAGCGCAGACCUGUCCUCGGUAUCGCAAUACUACAGUAGAGAACUGGAAGGGUACGCUAGACGUGUUUUGCAAAUUAUACCUGAGACUGUAUUUGGCUUGCUAGCGCAGAUUGUACAUCUCGAGACGCACGCAUUUAAAGAAAUCCCAACGAAAUUGCCGAAAGAUAAACUUAAGGACUACGCGCAAUUGAAUGAGAGAUUGCAGAUGGCUAAAUUAACGUACGCAGUGUCGGUUUUCACAAAAGGUGUCUUAUCACUGAGAAGUGUCUCUCUAGGAGUUUUAAGGGUUGACUCGCAUCGUCUUUUAGAGGACGGUAUACGUCAGGAACUUGUGAAGAAGGUUAGCCUAGCAUUGUGCAAUGGUCUCAAUUUUGAUCAGAAGUCCAAGACGUCUCUUCUGCAAAAAUUAUCUAAAUUAUCUUCAAUUAUGGAUGGAUACAGAAAAUCUUUUCAGUAUAUCCAAGAUUACAUUAAUAUAAAUAGCUUGAAAAUAUGGCACGAAGAAAUUACAUACAUUAUAAAUAACGCAGUGGAAGAAGAACGUAGAGGCUCCUCCUGGGUACCAGGAAAAUCGUGGAGGCAAUUCCAGGAAGAUAAGCAUGCAUCUUCGACGGAUAAUACUUCGUUGACAUUUAUGGGCAGACUUGCCAGAGAACUCAUUCGUAUUACCGAUCCGAAAACUACUGUAUAUAUAGAUCACUCUCUAGCAUGGUACGACAUUAGGACGCAAAAUGAAGUUUUGAAUUACAAAAUCUUCUCCGUGAUAUUGGAAACGAUAGGUACUCCGGGGUUAUCGGGGCUGGACAAGCUCAUCUCUUUUUACAUCGUCAUGGAAUUGGAGGCUCUGGUUCAUUAUGUAGAAAAAAAUAUACGGAAUAAAACAUGGACGUCGAUGUUGGAGGAUUGUGAGGCUACUUUAAGUACUUUAGACAGUGCGAAAAGUAACAUCACGAAACUUCAUAAUUCCGUGAGUGCCAGCAGCAGCAAAUUAUGGUCGCCAGCACUCGAGUGGACAUUGAAAGUGGGUCAUUAUCAAUUACUUAGGAAGAAGAUAGCGUACGAGCUAAACACUGCUUGCAAAUUCGAGGCGAAACACAUGGAAGCGGCACUUCGAACAUUGAAUACAGCAAUCUUGUGUGAGAUAACGAAGAAAGACAACAAUAAUGAGAGCGAGUCGGAGAAAAGCGAAUUGCUUCACGAACUUAGCGUGCGAUUGGACUGGGCUGGCAUCAGCGAUCCGCACAAUAAAGUUUAUAUCAAGCCACCAAAGAUAGAUAAUAUAGCUCUCAUUGUGUUCUUAUUCACAGUGUCGCAGUUAAAUAAAUUAAUGUAUUGUAAAAAUACAGCGAGUCUGUUAAGCAAGAGGUACCAAGAUCCCGUUGACGCUGUGGUAUUUGCGAUAGGCAUACAAACGAUUCUCCGUCAAUUCCACGUCUCUGUAAUGAAUCGAUAUGUGAAAUAUCUUUGCAUGUAUAUUCUGUCAUUCCUCACCAUGGAAAGUAUGAAAGCCGGUAACGACACGGAAACCGAAGGAGCAACUAAUCUUCAUUUCCUGGAGCUUUUUGUAAAAUAUUCCGGCAUUCCACGUUCCCUUAUUCUCAAAGAGAUACCCGUUGUUGUCUUAGACCAUUCUCUGGUUAAAAUGGCGAAAUGACACAAUUUCUGAUAUGAUAUGAAAUAUUACAUACACUGUAAAUGAACCAAAUAUAAGAGAUAUGUAUUUUAUAUAAAUUAAUGAAAGAAAUAAAAUAUUACGUAGCUUAA
Dinoponera quadriceps is the source of this 3645-nucleotide messenger RNA. It is a transcript of the gene Strump, whose product is annotated as WASH complex subunit strumpellin. The transcript is spliced from 17 exons. The record is from RefSeq and is a predicted model, not a curated record. NCBI's taxonomy places the organism in Eukaryota, Metazoa, Arthropoda, Insecta, Hymenoptera, Formicidae. The coding region runs from base 98 to 3535 and encodes 1145 amino acids. Gene Ontology annotation, biological process: actin filament polymerization; regulation of actin nucleation; endosome organization. Gene Ontology annotation, cellular component: endosome; WASH complex.